Molecule: messenger RNA, 805 nt
Organism: Cydia pomonella (codling moth)
Lineage: Eukaryota; Metazoa; Arthropoda; Insecta; Lepidoptera; Tortricidae
Exons: 4
Coding region: 79-447 (122 amino acids)
Source: RefSeq, a predicted model, not a curated record
ACCUAACCUAAAAAUCUUGAAGUAAACAAGAUAUAUGUUGUAUGUUAUUUUUUUUAAUUAUUUAUACAAAAAUAAAGCAUGUUAUAUGAGGCAUUAAUGGCAGGUACCUGGGCAUCGAUUGGAAGUACCGUAGGAAAAUUAACAGGCACACCAAGUAUAGUUGGCGACGGCUAUGUGAUAUGGGCACUACUCUUAAUCCUGAUGGUAUCGGUCAACACGUGGGGCUGCCGGUACUACCUGCGCUCUCUCGAUGCUGCUGACAACUCUGCAGCACCCACAGUCAUCUCUGCCGCCUCCAGCUACGUGCUAUCGGGUUUCAUCGGGAUAUGUUUCUUCGGAGAGCUAUCUUCUGUACGAUGGUGGGCUGGCGCCCUACUCAUCGUAAUAGGACUUGCGUUGGUCGCCCGCUCUACGCCGGAAGAUACCAAAGGAAAGAAAGACGAAUAACAAGAGUUUCAUCGGCAUAAUAAUAUGCCAUUUCUGGAGGUGGGCGGUCGGCGCUCUUUGUUAUAGAAGCGCUGUGCUGGUCGUAUUCGUGACGCUGAAAGGGCCAAGGGAAGAAAGACGAAUAACAUUUUAUGAGUCGUACUUAGCUAAUUUAGUAAGUAAGACCUAUGUGCUUAUGUAGCUAAUGUCAUCGUAGUUAUAUCUUUACUGUGUAAAUAUUAAGUAUAUAUACUUAUAUAUUAUAUUGUACCUGAAUUAGAAUGAGACACUUACUGAGUAUUAUACUCGUAGGUACAUAGCAAAGAUACAGAUUAAUAGCAUUUCUGUUAUAAUUUUUUAUUAAAUUAUGAUCAAUCGA